AUGCUGCCAAAACAACUGUCGAAAGCGGACUCCAAGGUGCUUGCCCAGGUCUUCGAUCCUGAAAGUGCACCCACAAGAGUCGAAGUGCUGGUGAACCCCGACCUGCCGACCGAUCCUCGCAUCCUAGACGCUGAGCUGCUGCUGAAGCUCAAAUCCCGCGAGAAGGAAGCCAUUUCUAUCAUCGAGCAAUUCGAGAAGAACGCAGGGCCGCAACAAACAUCAAAAGAUGCCGCUUUCAGAGCCGCUCUGGCCAUCAUCGACGACAUUAUCGAUUGCCACCCUGAAUAUGCUUCGGCAAGGAAUAAUCGAGCACAACUGCGAAGGUGGAGAUUCGGUGACCGAAACACCCUCUGUCAGAAGAAGUCAGACGUUGAUGGCGAAAAAAGUGCUGCUGCAGUAGCCGCUGUGAAUGAUUUGACUGCGUCCGUCAAGUUGGUCUCUCCGGCAAGGCCUCAAGAUGGCGUAUCUCCAGCACAAGGUCGUCUCCUCGCACAAUCAUACACCCAGCUUGGAGCAUUGUAUUAUGCUGCCUUCAAAGAUCUCGAUACCGAUGUAAUCAUGGAAGUUGCUGAGUUGGAUGGCUCCUCAUGGACCAAAGACAGAUUUGAGGAAGAAGCAUCGAGGCUGUUCUACCUCGGUGGUCUGUAUGGCAACGAGGUUGCCAAAGCAUUGGCUGUCCACACGAACCCUCACGCCAAGCUGUGCGGGAGCAUUGUGAAGGAGGCCAUGCGGAAAGAAUUGGCAGGUGUGAUAUAG
Messenger RNA from Zasmidium cellare ATCC 36951, 756 nucleotides. RefSeq lists its product as uncharacterized. Gene Ontology annotation, biological process: cilium assembly. NCBI's taxonomy places the organism in Eukaryota, Fungi, Ascomycota, Dothideomycetes, Mycosphaerellales, Mycosphaerellaceae. The record is from RefSeq and is a predicted model, not a curated record. The transcript has a single exon. The coding region runs from base 1 to 756 and encodes 251 amino acids.